UUCUAUAUUUACUAUCUUUCACUAAGAAUAGGAUAAGGCCUAUUCUUUUGGCCCUUUCCAGUGUUUGUAUUUUCUUGUUCUCUUCUGCUUCUUCCCAACUAAGAUUGCCUACUUCGCUUUGCUAAUUCCCCUUUCUUUCUCAUGUGCUGUCUGUCAGUCUGGACUACAAGCAAGCAAGUUGACAUGAUCCCUCCCUUGCAUGCUCUCCCAGUACUUCUCCCAUUCUCUGUCAGUAUGGAUUGUAAAUCCUGAGCUUUCUGCUUAUCCUUUUCAUCACUUUCUUUCUCUGCUUGCAUUUCUUUAGCACCCACUUGUAAGAUUCUAUAUUUAGUCGAUCGAUUAUUCAUUGCACGGGUUCGUUUAUGUUCUUGAACCAUUACUCUUCGUUCAUGAAAGAAGCUGCUGACAUGGCCAUUCCCCACUUGUUCAGAUGCCCAAUUAGUCUAGACUUGUUCAAAGAUCCAGUCACUUUAUGUACAGGCCAAACAUAUGACAGAUCAAGCAUAGAGAAAUGGCUGGCUGCUGGUAAUCUCACCUGUCCGGUCACAAUGCAGAAGCUCCAUGAUCCAUCCAUUGUUCCCAAUCACACUCUUCGCCAUUUGAUUGAUCAGUGGCUUCAUAUGGGUGACCAGUUUGAUCCCGAUUACUUGGCGACGAUUGAUUCUUUAGCUUCUCUCAAAUACAGCCUUGAAUCUCAUGAAGGCACCUUGGAAGACAAGCUCCAAACACUCAAAAAGAUUCGAGAAUUAUCCGAAGAAUCACCAUCUGGGAAUUCUUGUUUGCUCCAAUUGGGUUUUUUACCUUUAUUUCUAGAACUGGUUUUUGGAAGAGUAAAGGCCAAACUCUCCCAAGAUUGUAUAACGUUUGUUGACCUUGCACUUUCUUGUGCUGUAAGAUUGUUGCAUCCGGGUGGAUUGGAGUCUCUGAAUAUGCUAAAAGAAGAGUCUAAGUUAGCAUCAUUCCUUGAUUUAUUAGAGCAAGGCACUGCCGUGGUCAAGAUAAGCUUGUGCCAUCUUUUAGAGUUAAUAUCAUCAUCAUCAUCUUUGGAGACAAAAGAGCUUUGUGCAAUGCUUGGAAGAACCCGCGAACUCUUGCAUGGAUUGGUUCUUCUCGUUAGCCAUGAUUCUGAGGCUUCUGAGGCUGGAAUCAAAGCUUUAACAGCAUUAUCUUCCUUGCAAUCUAAUCAACAGAACUUGGUUAGAGAAGGUGCCAUAGACGGACUCAUAACAUAUAUCUUGCGUGCUGAAAGACGUGAAAAGAACUUGGCACCAAUGGCAGUGGCAACACUAGAGAAGCUUGCAGAAAUAGAAAGUACAAAAGAAGCAUUGAUUAACAACCCAGAUGGGGUGAAUGCUCUUGUUAGGAUGGUUUUCAGGGUUUCAGAUCACGAAGGCAGUGAGAGUGCAGUUAGCUUGCUUAUGAUCAUAUGUUAUGAUUCCUUGCGAGCACGGGAAGAAGCAAUUGGUGCCGGAGUUUUGACUCAGCUGCUGUUACUCUUGCAAAGCCAGUGCAGUGGUAGGACCAAAACAAAGGCGAGAAUGCUGCUCAAGCUGCUUAGAUCCAAGUGGGCUGAAGACUCUCACCGGGUCUAGAUCAUUACAUGAUAAAAUUAUGCAUGGUUACUCGAUGUUCGUCGCCUAUCAUGUGGGGUCUUGAUUAUAUUCUAUGUGGUCAUCAUGUAUUGGAUUCUCUGAAACUUACAUAUGUGUAUAUAAAGAAGAAUCAAAUUCCUGUUAUAUCAUCAAUAAUUGAAAAUUCAUAAACUUUAAAAGCA
Molecule: messenger RNA, 1774 nt
Organism: Carya illinoinensis
Lineage: Eukaryota; Viridiplantae; Streptophyta; Magnoliopsida; Fagales; Juglandaceae
Product: U-box domain-containing protein 26-like
Exons: 2
Coding region: 363-1592 (409 amino acids)
Biological process (GO): protein ubiquitination
Molecular function (GO): ubiquitin protein ligase activity
Source: RefSeq, a predicted model, not a curated record